AACCGAAUUCUCCACCUCCAAAAAUUUCUCAAUGCUGGGGUCUUUUUCCUUUGGUCUACAAUCGCAUUUUAAAAAAAAAAUAUUAAUUCACCUUGAACGAUUUCGGAGGUUAUCUUACCUUCGAAAAUGAGAAGAGAGGAUGAUCACACAUCGCGCGCUUCCACCGACGAUGCCGAUGAUAUAUCUUCCGUCGAAGAGCACGACCGCGGCCUCGAUGCUUUAGAGAAGCAAACCACCGCAUCAUCCGCCUUUUCGGCGUUCGAACAGCGUGCGCAAUCUGUCGUCUCUAGAAUCCGAAGUCGGGAGCCCGGCCAGACGGCUCGCUUUACACAUCCGCUGUCGCAUACCAAAACCAAAGACGAUGUGAUCGUUGACUUCGAUGGACCGGACGAUCCUUACCGUCCGUUGAAUUGGGGCUUCCGGAAGAAGGCGAUCACAACGGUUUUAUAUGGGCUCACCACGAUGGGCGCAACUUGGUCGAGUGCUAUCUAUUCAGCCGGCACAGCUCAAGUAAGUUCAAGGUUCGGAAUAGGCGAGGAAGUUAGUACACUGGGAACAACAUUACUGCUUCUUGGGUUCGGCCCUUACUUCAUCGCCGCAAUGUUCUCGUUUGGUAGUGCAACUGCGAAAGAUGUCCAGACCCUCAUGUUAACCCGGUUUUUUACUGGCUUCUUUGGUGCCGCGCCUGUCACCAAUACUGGUGGUGUCCUGAGCGACAUCUGGACGGCAGAGCAACGCGGGGCAGCUAUAGUCGGUUACGCCAUGGCAGUCGUCGGUGGACCUGUCCUUGGCCCUAUUGCUGGCGGUGCAAUCACCCAGAGCUAUCUCGGGUGGCGCUGGACUCAAUACAUAACCGGGAUAAUGAUGCUAUUCUUUCUAAUCCUUGACGUCCUCUUUAUCGAUGAGUCCUACCCUCCGACCCUCCUACUCUAUAAAGCUCGCCGCCUCCGUUUCCAAACCGGAAACUGGGCCCUCCAUGCCCGCCACGAAGAGUGGGACGUCACACUCAAAGAGCUCGGAAACAAAUAUCUCAUCCGCCCCUUCGCCCUCCUCACAACUCCAAUCUGCUUCCUCGUCGCCCUCUACGCCUCCUUUGUUUACGGAAUCCUCUACCUUUCCCUCGCCUCCUUCCCCGUCGUCUUCCAAGAACUCCGUGGCUGGAACCAAGUAGUCGGCGCGCUGCCCUUCCUCGCAUAUCUAGUCGGAAUCCUCUGCGGCGCCUGUAUAAACCUCGCCAACCAAAAAUUCUACAUCUCGCGCUUCAAAGCAAACAACAACCGCCCCGUCCCCGAAGCCCGCCUUCCACCAAUGAUGCUCGGCUCCGUGUUCUUUGCCGGUGGCCUCUUCAUCUUUGGCUGGACUUCCCAGAUCCAAAUCCACUGGUUUCCGUCCAUGGUUGGCGGAGCUUGCAUGGGACUCGGUUUCUUCACAAUCUUCCAAGCAGCGCUAAACUAUCUCAUUGACACAUUCCAGUCUGUGGCUGCGAGUGCGGUUGCAGCGAAUACGUUCCUGCGGAGCGUGUUUGCAGGUUGCUUCCCCCUGUUUGCGACAGCCAUGUUUCGGAAUCUGGGGGUACCCUGGGCGUCAAGCGUGCUGGGGUUUUUCGCGAUUGCGUUGAUUCCGAUUCCAUAUCUUUUCUAUAUUUUUGGGCCCAGGAUUAGGGCUAAAGGGAAGUGGUCGAGGGCGUCGGUUUAUUCGUGAAAACGUUACUGAGCUUUUCGUCUUUAUUUUUAUUUUUGCUAGUUCUUACUUCUAUUUUCUAUGAUGAGCUGGUGAUUAUUUAUACCCCUGAUUGAGCUCUUGGUUAACGAAAAUGGUUGUCUAAGGGGGCAUGUUGGUCAUGAUUGUUUAAG
Aspergillus versicolor CBS 583.65 is the source of this 1853-nucleotide messenger RNA. Its product is annotated as MFS transporter. Gene Ontology annotation, biological process: transmembrane transport. Gene Ontology annotation, molecular function: transmembrane transporter activity. NCBI's taxonomy places the organism in Eukaryota, Fungi, Ascomycota, Eurotiomycetes, Eurotiales, Aspergillaceae. The record is from RefSeq and is a predicted model, not a curated record. Bases 127 to 1701 code for a protein of 524 amino acids. The transcript is spliced from 5 exons.